AUGGCCAGCCAACUGACGCCCAUACUUAUUGCACAGGACGAACCCCUCCACACAACCCUCCUCCCCCCACACACCAACUCCCACCUCGACAUGUCCUUCGUCCUCAACUCCUCCCUCGACAUAUUCGACAUGCGCCUACGCCACUCCACCUCCAACAAGAUCCCUCUAACCCAAGAUCUCGGCCUCCUCCACUCCAUCAGCCCCCGCCUCGCAACCUACGGCUUCCUCACAAACACCAACAUCAAAUUCGUCAUCGUGGUGGACAUGCUCGGCCGCAACAGUACCUCGGACACCGCGCUCGACGACAGUGCCGAAGUCGACGCACAGAUCUCCGCGGGCGGGACGGUGGGAUUGCGGGACGCUGAUCUUAAGCCGGCGUGGAAGGCGAUACAAAGCGCGUGGAUCGGGUUAUUGCUGAAUGGGUUCUACACGCCUGAUGUGGGAGGAAGAGGAAGGGGAGGGCAAGAGAUUAAGAGCAAGAAGUUCGCAAGGGAGAUGGAGCGGAUUGGGAUGGCGUGGUACAUGUGGAUCAACUGGAAGGAAGGCAGCAAGGGCUGCGUUAAGGGGCAGGAAGUCAAUGAGAACGAAACGCUGGCGAACUUCGUGGGGAGGGUGAAGCGUUACUGGGGCGAGCCAAAGGAAGACGGCUGGUUCUCGGAGGUCUUCUUUCGGAAGAAAGCCUUGAGCCUCGUGCUGAGGGAGUGCAUGGAGGAGGAAGGGUUGGCGGAACAUCAGAUUCUGGUGAAGGAUUACUUUGAAGGAGGGGAGACGGUGUAUUACAAGGUCUACGAUGAGGAAGGGGUUGAGCACUGGCCGUGGGAUUUUCGUGGUCAGGUGUGUUGA
Molecule: messenger RNA, 843 nt
Organism: Cyphellophora attinorum
Lineage: Eukaryota; Fungi; Ascomycota; Eurotiomycetes; Chaetothyriales; Cyphellophoraceae
Exons: 2
Coding region: 1-843 (280 amino acids)
Biological process (GO): endoplasmic reticulum to Golgi vesicle-mediated transport
Cellular component (GO): TRAPP complex; cytoplasm; nucleus
Source: RefSeq, a predicted model, not a curated record